Messenger RNA from Thlaspi arvense, 10884 nucleotides. NCBI's taxonomy places the organism in Eukaryota, Viridiplantae, Streptophyta, Magnoliopsida, Brassicales, Brassicaceae. The record is from the annotation of a GenBank genome assembly.
AAUCUCUCUAAUCUAAUCUAUCUUCCAAGCGGAUCUUCUUCGAGAGCGUUGUGAAUCCCUAGCUGCUUACCCUAAACACCCAUCUCGUCCUUCUCUUACCCUACCAAGCAUUUCGGAUCUCGGAUCGCCAUGCUGAUGAUCCCGUCCAAGGUCGCCGGCCAUACCCGGUUCUUGCUCGAGGGCUUUCAUGAUUCCGACGUCGACUCAGCCGCCCAAGAGAUCUGUCAGUUGGUUGACAAUGGAUCUGAGACUAGUCUUCCAGUUCUCAAGACAUGCCUCGAUUAUUUCACCGCCCGGAAAAGCCAUCCUAAUACGUUGCAGCUCGAGAAAGUAGUCUCCUCGGUGUUCAAACGUGUGAUGAAAAACUCAAAUCUCGGUUCCCUGCUUUCUCACGCACUCAAAGAUGUUGAGGUCACUGAAGAAUUUGUGGAUGAUUUGACAAAUUCAUUGAACUUUUCACACUCUGAGAAAAUUAGCUUUGCUUUGGCCCUCGUCGAUUUUCAAACUUCUGAUGCAAAGACAAUUGGACGAAACUUGUUGCUGGCCCAGAUUGACCAACUGUGUACCAAUGCUGGCCAGAUUGAGUCAACUGAGCAAGUUCAGAAUGUUAUUUUGUUUCUCCAGAAAUCUGAAGACCUCUCCAGGAAUUUGGAUUCCUUCAUACAGUUUUUGUCUUCUGCUCAACCCAGAGAUGAUUUCUCUUUUGCUCUAUCGCCUAUCCUUUCUCAAGAAGUUCACGAAGCUGAUGUUUUCAGGAGCAUGGAUUUUCACACUGAUUCUACUGAAAACGAGAUCGAUGCUAUCUUAGCUGAUAUCGACAAGGAAAUUGCUGUUGGAGAUCUCAUGGGAGAAUUAGGUUGUGGGUUCACUGCUGAUGCCCAACAAUGCAAAGAGAUCUUGUCUAGUUUUGCACCACUAAGAGAGGCUACUAUCUCAAGAAUUCUUGGUAAUGUUGUUCGUACAUUUGCUGAUCUUGAAGAUAAUCACACCACCUUUUCAACAUUCAGUCUGGCCCUUGGUUGCGGCAUUCCACCUGAAGUUCCCACGCCAAAGUCAUGGAAUGUUGACAUUCUAAUUGAGACAAUCAAGCAGCUUGCCCCUGGCACAAGCUGGAGGAAAGUAAUCGAGAAUCUCGACCAUGAUGGUUUUGACAUCCCUAAUAUGGAGUCUUUCUCGUUUUUCAUGCGCCUAUAUAAAACUGCCUGCAAGGAGCCGUUUCCUCUUGAUGUUGUAUGCGGUUCUGUCUGGAUAAAUAUGAAAGGCCAAUUAUCUUUUCUCAAGCAUGCUAUAGCAGCCCCUCCAGAAGUAUUCACCUUUAUGCAUUCUCCAAGGAAGCUGGUCUAUAUUGACAAUAACUUGCACAGCCAUGAACAACAAUUAGGACUUUCCAAUCAAGCAUGGCUAUCUAUCGAUCUCUUAGAUGUGCUAUGCCAACUAGCGGAGAGAGGUCAUACGGCUUUUGUUAGUUCGUUGCUCCAGUAUCCACUUACACAUUGUCCUAGAACCUUGCUUCUUGGAAUGACACACAUCAAAACUGCCUAUAAUCUCAUCCAGCGAGAGGUGGUUUCUGCCAUUCUUCCAGUAAUAAUAACGAAUUCCCUGGAUAGUGGAUUUAUCCUUAAUCUCUGGCACCAAAAUGCUGAACUCGUUCUGUGGGGGCUUAUAAAAUCCCAAAAUCUUAAAGCAGACAGCAUACUCAGAAUAAUUGAAAUCUGCCAUGAGCUUAAGAUUCUCUCUGUUGUUUUAGAAUCGGUUCCAGUCUCAUUCAGCAUCAGAUUGGCAGUCCUUGCCUCACUGAGAGGUUAUUUGGACAUUGAGAACUGGUUGCCAAGCUGUCUAUAUGUGUAUAAGGACCUCUUUGCCGAGGAAUGUCUCAAAUUUGUGAAGAGUGUGCAUUUUAGCGAACCAGAGGAUUUUACUUCCAAACAUUUUCAUCCUUCUGAUCCUUUAUCAGAUCUUCAUUUGGAUGCUACGACUUCCCUUUUGAAAGUUUUAAAAGCUCAUGAUAAUGUGAUUACCUCAUCUCAACUGGUCGAAGAGAUAGAAAAGGUCAAUGCAGCAAUUUUGAAUUGUAAUUCGAAACUGCAGAAUGGGGAGGCUAAAGAUUCAUCAGCUUCCAAUGCAUAUGGGGAUGACGUUGAGGCAGAAGCAAACGCUUAUUUCCAUCAAAUGUUUUCUGGUCAGUUGAGUGUCGAUGCAAUGGUUCAAAUGCUUUCCCGAUACAAGGACUCGUUGGUUCAAAGGGAAAAAUCAAUUUUUGAAUGCAUGAUUGCUAAUUUGUUCGAGGAAUAUCGGUUUUUCCCCAAGUAUCCUGAGAGACAGCUAAAAAUCGCCUCCAUCCUCUUUGGUUCUGUUAUCAAGCACCAGCUUAUAAGUUCCCUCACACUCGGGAUGGCCCUGCGUCUAGUCUUGGAUUCUUUGCGUAAGCCUGCAGAUUCAAAAAUGUUUCUCUUUGGAAGCAAAGCUCUGGAACAGUUUGUGAAUCGUUUGGUUGAAUUGCCGCAAUACUGCAACCAUAUUUUGCAAAUAUCUCACCUGCGUAGCACUCACCCUGAGCUAGUCACUGUUAUUGAACAAGCACUUUCAAGGGUAUCAUCUGGUAAUUUAGAAUCAGAUGCCUCUGUUUCGCACCCUGGUCCCUCACAGCUUUUCCCUGGAAAUGGAGAGCCUCAACAGAAAAAUGAAGUGCAUAUAGAUGAUCGCAGCAAAAUGCUAAGUGCACCAUCGAACGAGGCAAAGCCACUUCUGCCCUCGUCAUCUACCACUUCCGCUGAUGUUUCUGCCAUUCCUAAGAAUCCUGGCAUUUCAACUUCUUCAUCAACCUCGGCCGGUUUUGUUCGCCCAGCUCGUGGAGCCACUUCGACGAGGUUUGGCUCUGCUUUGAACAUAGAAACCCUGGUUGCAGCUGCUGAGAGAAGGGAAAACGCAAUAGAGGCUCCACCUUCAGAUGUUCAAGACAAAAUUUCUUUCAUAAUCAAUAAUAUCUCUACAGCGAACAUUGAAUCUAAAGGGAAAGAGUUUGCUGAGAUUUUGCCUCAACAGUACUAUCCUUGGUUCGCGCAGUAUAUGGUUAUGAAACGAGCGAGCAUCGAGCCCAAUUUUCAUGAUUUGUACUUGAAGUUCUUGGACAAAGUUGAUUCCAAGCUGUUGUUUCAGGAGAUACUUCAAAAUACUUACGAAAAUUGCAAGGUUCUUUUGGGUUCAGAGCUCAUAAAGUCAAGUUCGGAGGAGCGAUCUCUGCUUAAAAAUUUAGGAAGCUGGCUGGGAAAGUUGACAAUUGGAAGGAAUCAUGUUUUAAGGGCGCGAGAAAUAGAUCCAAAAUCCUUGAUUGUGGAGGCAUAUGAAAAAGGGUUGAUGAUAGCAGUCAUUCCAUUCACGUCAAAGGUUCUGGAGCCAUGCCAAAACAGUAUUGCGUAUCAGCCUCCCAAUCCUUGGACCAUGGCUAUACUCGGGUUACUCGCUGAGAUCUAUUCAAUGCCAAACCUAAAAAUGAAUCUGAAGUUUGACAUAGAGUAUGUACCCCCUCAACGUGUUUAUACUAAUACUUUGAUGGAAGACGAAAACGUGGCAACUCUGGGCAUGUCUGAUCAGCUCCCGUCACCUCAAGGACUGUUCCAGUCAACUCCAUCCCCAUCGUUUUCUAUUAGCCAGCAGCUCUCAGCAGCACUUCCCAAUAUUGGAAAUCAUGUUGUUAUCAAUCAGAAAUUAAGCGCAUUUGGUAUACACUUUCCAUUUCAGAGAGUGGUACCACUUGCCAUGGACAGAGCUAUCAAGGAGAUCGUGCCUGGUAUUGUUCAGCGAAGUGUUUGUAUUGCUUGCCAAACAACAAAAGAGCUUGUGCUGAAGGAUUAUGCCUUGGAACCAGAUGAGACACGUAUAUAUAACGCAGCUCACUUGAUGGUUGCGAGUUUAGCUGGGAGUUUGGCACAUGUGACAUGCAAGGAACCCCUGCGCACUUCAAUAUCUGGUCAUCUACGGAAUUCGCUCCAGGGUCUGAGUAUUGCAAAUGAAGCUCUUGAACAAAUUGUGCAACUUGUCACCAAUGACAACCUUGAUUUGGGUUGUGCUGCCAUUGAACAGGCGGCUACCGAGAAGGCUAUACAAACUAUUGAUGCGGACAUUGCCCAGCAAUUGUUGUUACGAAGAAAGCAUAGAGAUGGUGCUGGAUCCUCCAAUUUUGAUCCAAACAUGCUAUCGCAAAAUUCUGUCAGUUUUAUACCAGAGUCGCUCCGCCCAAAACCAGGACAAUUGUCCGUGUCUCAGCAGCGAGUUUAUGAGGAUUUCGUUCAACUUCCUUGGCAAAAGCAGUCAGUCCAAACUUCUCAUGGCUUACCUGCUGCUUCAAGCUCAUCUGGCGAUGUUGGGCUUGGUAGUGGUUAUGGUCCAGUAUCAGUAAAAAACGGUUCGGACUUUUUGACCAGUGCUGGAAACGCUCGGAUGGAUUUGGUCCCCCGGCCAUCAGAUAUUUCCGUGGAGGGUUUUGAAUCUACUCCAGUUUCACUUUUGAGCUCACAAGUUGAUCAAGCAGGUGACACAGCCGGUCUUCAGUUCUCUAAUUCCCUUUCGACCUCUGAACUGAGCCUCGUUGAAUCCUCUGACACUGCAAUGAAAGAAACUGGAACAUCAUUGCAGACAUUGACUUCAACUGCUACCAUGGACCGUCUUGGUGUAAAUAAUAUCACACAGCCUUCUCUGUCCACAAGAGAUGCACUGGAUAAAUAUGAAAUUGUUACUCAGAAGAUGGAAGACUUAGUGGCUAACAAUGCAGGAGAUGAUGAAAUUCAGGUACUUGAUUUCCUAGUGCCUAAUGCUAACCUAGCAAUUCUGGUGGCUAUUCGUGAUGUUUGCAAGCGUGUUGUCAAAGAACUCACUAGCUGGGUGAUUUAUUCAGAGGAGGAGCGGAAGCUUAACAAAGAUAUUACUAUCGGUCUUAUCCAACGCGAGUUGCUGAACCUAGCGGAGUACAACGUCCACAUGGCUAAGCAUCUUGAUGGAGGGAGAAACAAGAGUGCUACUGACUUUGCUAUUUCUCUACUGCAAUCCUUGGUCACUGAGGAGUCGAGUGUCAUUUCAGAGCUCCACAGUCUUGUUGAUGCGUUGGCAAAGCUUGCCUCAAAAUCCGGAUCUCCUGAGUUAUUGCCACAACUAAUUGACGUCAUACGAAAUCCAGUUACUAACACAGCUGGUACCUCUGAUUGUGCAACCGGAAAUGAGAACAAUGAUAGGCAAUCAAAGGAUGAAAAGGUUGUGUGCAAUACUAUCACUAACACAGAAGAGAAUACCGGCUUGGAAUAUGUCGAUUCGGAUCCCGCAGGGUUCCGAACUCGGGUGUCCACUCUUUUUAGAAAUUGGUAUCAAAUCUGCGAGGUUUCCGGUGCAAAUGAAACCGCUUGUUCACAGUAUGUUUUGCAUUUGCAUCAGACAGGACUACUUAAGGGAGAUGAUACAACAGAGAGUUUUUUCCGAAUUCUUCUGGAACUUUCUGUCACUCAUUGUAUAUCUUCUGAAGCUGGCCCUGUGCAAUCUCCUCAGCAAGCUCAGAGUCUAUCAUUCCUUAUUAUUGAUAUUUAUGCAAAGCUUGUUUUUUCAAUCUUGAAGUAUUUCCCUGAACAGGAGUCUAGCAGCAAGCUGUUUCUUCUUUCGGAGAUCAUGGCUGUCACUGUGAGAUCUAUUCAAAAGGACGCAGAAGAUAAAAAGACAUCUCUCAAUCCAAGACCAUAUUUUAGAUUGUUCAUCAACUGGCUGCUGGACUUGUGUUCCCUGGAUCCAGGGACUGAUGGCGCAAACUUUCAGGUUCUCACAGCUUUUGCCAAUGCAUUUCACGCGCUGCAGCCUCUUAAUAUUCCCGCUUUCAGGUUACGACAGAAACCUGUUUCUGGUGAUGCUUUUAUUAAAAGGGAACCUGUUCAAUUUCUGUACAAAGGGACAUUGAGAGUGUUGCUGGUGCUGCUACAUGACUUCCCGGAGUUCCUCUGCGAUUAUCAUUUUACUUUCUGUGAUGUGAUUCCUUCAAGUUGCAUACAAAUGCGAAAUAUUAUUCUCAGUUCGUUUCCACGGAACAUGAGGCUUCCAGAUCCUUCUACCCCAAACCUAAAGAUUGAUUUGUUGCCUGAGAUAGUAGAAUCACCCUGUAUCCUAUCUGAGGUUGAUGCUGCGCUAAAAGCAAAGCAAAUGAAGAAUGACGUGGACGAGUAUCUUACGUCGAGGCAACAGAAUUCAACUUUCCUAAGUGAGUUGAAGCAGAAGCUACUUCUCUCGUCCAGCGAGGCAAGCUCAGCUGGAACCCGUUACAGCGUACCAUUGAUCAACUCGCUUGUGCUAUAUACUGGAAUGCAGGCUAUUCAGCAGCUACAGGCGGGCGAGACACAGGAGACACAGGCUCAAAAUGUGGUGGCGUUGCAGAUGUUCAAGUAUCUAAGUAUGGAACUGGAUACGGAAGGGCGGUACUUGUUCCUUAAUGCAAUAGCCAACCAGCUUCGAUAUCCCAACAACCACACUCAUUACUUCUCCUUCAUCAUGCUCUAUCUCUUCUUCGAGUCUGACCAGGAGAUCAUACAGGAGCAGAUAACAAGAGUGUUGUUGGAACGGCUAAUUGUGAACCGGCCGCAUCCAUGGGGACUCCUAAUCACAUUCAUUGAGCUCAUCAAGAAUCCAAGAUAUGGCUUCUGGAAACAAGCCUUCAUCAGGUGUGCGCCUGAGAUUGAGAAGCUCUUUGAAUCGGUCGCCAGAUCCUGUGGUGGUCUCAAGCCCGUUGACGACGGAAUGGUCUCCGGUUGGGUCUCGGACAACUCUCAUUAGCUUCUGCUUUUCAAAAAAUUUAAUGUACCACCUUUGUAACAACAAUACUCUACUCUAGAUAAAAUUUCAGGUUUAAUUAUAUUUCAAGAUUCAUAAACAUAUUUUGCAAAAAAAAAAGUCUCCUUUCUCACUUGCUCUUGUUAAAAGUUAAGGUGGCCCCUUUUGAGAAUUAUUUAGGGAUCGACGGGAGUAGUUAAGACAAGAUGAGCACGUGUUCAAUAUGAAAACUAAAGAAACGGCCUCUCUGUAACUAACGCACUCCCUUUUUAUCUAUAAGAAUAUGAGCCUCAAAGAAAGAAUAAUCAUUACUAUAUUUUGAUUACUAGAGUAAAAUAAGCAAGUAAGUAAACAGCAGUGGCUGCCUGGAAGGAUGAGGAUGAUGUUGUUGGAAGAAGAUGGGAAGAAGAAGAACAAGUACUUAAAAGCUCCGUUGAUCUGCCUCUUGUCAUGUCUUGUCUUGGUUCAGCUGAUGGUGCCUUUGCUCAAUGGCAGCAACAAUUCCAUCACCAGGGGUUUCAGGGAUGCCCCUCCUUCCACUUACGCUCUAAACCUCGACUCCUAUUCCAAAUUGGUCAGCACUGGCGCCGAGACCUACGAAUCUGAUGUGUUUCGGUCCGGUGGUUACAAUUGGACACUGACACUGUACCCGAGUGGUAACACUAGAGACAAUGGGGCAGAUCAUAUCUCUCUCUAUUUGAAACUACACAACCCAAGCUCCUCGCCCCAAGGCUGGGAGGUUCACACCAAAAUCAGCUUCUUCGUGCAGAUUAAGCCCAGGAACAAGUACUUGGUGGUGGAGGAGACGGCAGUGCAGAGAUUCGACGCAGCGAAAACAGAGUGGGGAAUAGGGAAAUUGAUACAAUUGUCGACCUUGUUGAACGAGCAGAAUGGGUACCUUGUGGGCGACAAGUGCCAGUUUGGAGCUGAGGUCAUUGUCUUGAAACCAUACCACAACUCGGAACGACUCUCCUUUUACGACAACCCUGAAAAGGGAAACUUCACAUGGAGGAUGUUGCACUUCUCUCGACUGGAAGAGUCCAAGUUCGUCUACUCCGAUGACUUCUCCGUUGCCGGGAGUAACUACUGGAAAGUGAGAGUGGCGCCGAGAGGAGACGGGGAUGGAUGGCGUAACUACUUGUCGAUAUACUUGGAGUUAUCAGACACCAAGAGCCUCCGAGUGAAUGAGAAGGUUUACGCCAAAGCCAGCAUCCGAGUCCUCAACACAAACCCUUCCAACAACAUCCAGAGGCAGCUCGCCAAAUGGUACUCUCGAAAUGUGCCGUCACUGGGAUUCCAACGUUUCAUGUCUCUUGUGGAUCUGCACGACCCUUCCAAAGGUUUCCUCGUCGGAGAUAGAAUCACCAUUCAAAUCCAAUUCCACCUCACUUCAAAAACCCAUUACAUUCCCUAGCCAGCUUACACCUUUCUCAUGUAUUGGCAUUUCUACUGUCAAUGAAUGUGAGAUUGGGUUUCCAAUAGACUUGCCUCAGCCUCCCCUCUCCCCAUUUGCUCUCUUGAUUUACUUGCAACAUCGUAUGUUAUUGCUAAGAUAUCAAUUAUAUGGUGAAUAAAAACAAAGUCAAACUUAAAAUAUUGCUAGUAAUGUUUUUGUAAAAGGUGUUGUCAGGUUUUGAUGAACAGAGUCAGAUCUGGCUGGGUAUGAUGAGUCUCAAAACACUGCAUUCCAGCAGAGUGUGGGUUGAGUUUGUAAUGCAUUUGCAAACAUCUCAUGCUUAUGAGUUAUGGCUCAAAUCAUCAGCAAGGAGACUAGUCCUUGUUCAUCAUCAGUUGCAGAGUAUGACUCGACGCAAAUGCACUUGUGUCCCUCCCUUUGUACAAAAGUUCUAAAUAUUUAUUUACAAAGGGAAUUGUGUUAUGAUGAUUAACUCUUUAAAAACAAAAAAAAACUCAAAGCGUGUGUACUCACUCUUAUGAGGCCGAAUAUCAAGCAUAAGCUAGCAGCUUAACGAAAAAAACAAUCCCGAAUGUGAAAAGCAGAGGAUCGGGAUCAUAAUGAUAAUUAAAUAUAUCAUGACAUGCCCAUGGUAUAUGACCCCACCACCUUGCUAACCUUUUUAAAAUUUUGAUUUAGAGACUCCCAACUUUUAUGUAACCAUCAAUCUAACCCACAUGGUUCUCUAUUCAUAUCGUUUUGGGCCAACAACAAUCGCUAAAUUUGUAGUUGAGAGAGAGAGAGAGAGAGAGAGAGAGAGAGAGAGAGAAAGAGAGAGAAAAAGAGAGAGAAAGAGAGAGAGAACUGAGAGAGGAGUUUAUACAAGUUGAAAUAAAAGGCCACAAAUAACAAAAAUAUCCGCUACGAGAAGCAAAAGUGGGCUUACAUUAGGUAAGUUUCCCCAAAAUCAUCAUCAUUAAAUCUACUCUCGGUAAAUGGUAAAUGGUAAAUGGUAAAUGGUUUGUCCGUCACCAACAUUACAAAACCCUUCUCCUCUCUCUACCUUAGCACCGGAUGCCUCCUCCUGCGUUCCAAAACAUGCAUAAGUUAUAUCAUCUCCUUUCUACUUUGUAUUAUAGCAUCUCAUACUUGAACAGGCCUUGUCUCAUAUAUCAGAGCAACAAUGUUACCUCUUUGGUCGGAUUCCAUCUUCUUCGUAGUCCAUCACUCCACUUGGUUCCCCGAACAUCUCUUUAUGCCCUCUGCUGUCAAUAUCCCCCUGCCCACAAUGUAAGUAAGACUACAUCGACCAUUACCCUUCCCAAAUCACAAUUUCACAAUACUCUACAUUUCAUUUUAUCAAAGCACAAAAACCUUGUUUUCACUCCAGUCAUAACAAGGAUCAGUGCAUCCAUACACUUCACUUCCUCUAUCUGUUUGGUCCAUUCUUUAACACUACACUAGAAUGUAACACAGCAGCCGUCUACAAUGGUCUCUGUCUAUACAACUUCAUACCAAAUGUUUAUAUUGUAAGUUCUAUUGCCACACCACGAAUGCAAUUGUUAACCAUCAAAGAAGAACCUGCCACAGCCAUCUCACUCAACAUUUAGAAAAACAGCUUUUUAAUCUAUUUUCCUACUUCAAUUACAAAGCUGAGAGACCUUGAGAGAUUUCUUAAUGGAGUCUCUCCCCUUCCCCUUGCAAUGAACUAAAUUCUUGAUAAACCCACUCUCAAGAUAUAGGACAGAAAAGCUAACUGGGCUCUAACUCAUAGUUACAUAAAAAUAACCAUGAAUCUACUAAACCCAUUAUUAGUUACAUUAAAUACUUAGUAGGGAAUAGUGAAGCCCUUAGGCUUCCAAACCCAUCACAUGUAUCACUGACCUUCAUGGACAGAGACUUUUUCACUUCUUCCACCACUUCUUCUGCCUCCUUACGAUGCUUUUUGUCCAUCUCACUCAUAUUGUCCGCCCAUUUUAUCUUGUCUUGAAUUGAAACGAGCAGAUUUUCUGAUGUGUUCAACCUACACGUUGACAUUGUGUGUAACAUAUUCCCUAGUUGUCCUGGCCUUAGAUCCCUACCAGAUGAGACAAAACAAACCUCGAAACAUCUUUUCAACUGAUCCAGUUUUCCUCUAACUAUACCCUGCGUACAUGCACUCAUUGAUAAGAAAAUCCUCGAGUUCACGGACAUUGGUGACAUCUAACUCGACCAUCAGAGUAUCAUAGGGCAAUACCUAUUUAAAAACGCAAGGGUAAGCACAGUGAGCUGCUUCAGCUUUAGAAUUUGGUCAGGAGAUAACUGAGGAAUACGGCUAGCAUUGCAUUUGUAGUCACCCCAGGUGCCAUGGGCAAACAGCCGUAGAACAUCCAAGUAGACGGAAUUUGUGGUUCCUUCAAGCUGCAAUGCGUUGGGUAGAGCCAAAAUCUCGGAGAAGGCGAAUAGAGAAGGAUGCGACGUAGCUUCGAUUAUGAGUGGCACCAGGGCCUCGACUUUGCAUGAAGAAGCUCGGUGAACGAGCUGCUCAAUUAUAUCCACCUGCUUCUGCUCGAUAUCCAUCACUCACGCACUACGAUUACAAUUGCUUUCGGGGUCCGGUGUUUAGGGUUUUCCAGUCCGAUAGAGAGAAAGGGGAGAGACUUGUUCUUCUCUUUUUAUUGACGCUGUGGUGUUUUUAAUUCUUGUAGAUUUCC